Nyctereutes procyonoides (raccoon dog) is the source of this 1773-nucleotide messenger RNA. RefSeq names its product ankyrin repeat and SOCS box containing 10 (gene ASB10). The coding region runs from base 93 to 1490 and encodes 465 amino acids. The record is from RefSeq and is a predicted model, not a curated record. The transcript is spliced from 6 exons. Gene Ontology annotation, biological process: intracellular signal transduction. NCBI's taxonomy places the organism in Eukaryota, Metazoa, Chordata, Mammalia, Carnivora, Canidae. Gene Ontology annotation, molecular function: protein binding.
CCCCGUUUCCCUCCUCCUCUCCCUCUCUCUGCCUCUGACCUCCUGCCGCUCCUUCCCCCACUGCUCUCCCCACAAGCUCAUACUCUGUCCUCAUGAGCUGGUCCCCAGAAGAGUGCAGGGGGCAGGGAGAACCCUCCAGUGACAGACACGCCCUCUGUGCCAGGCUGGUGGAGAAGCCCAACAGAGGGUCUGCGGAGCACCCAGAGUCUGGCCCGGGACCCAUCGUCACCCGGACGGCCUCGGGACCUGCCCUGGCCUUCUGGCAGGCCGUGUUGGCCGGGGACGUGGGCUCUGUCUCCCGCAUCCUCACGGACUCCAGCACGGGCCUGGCUCCGGAUUCCAUCUUUGAUACCAGCGACCCAGAGCGAUGGAGGGAUUUCCGCUUCAACAUCCGUGCUCUGAGACUCUGGUCUCUGACGUACCAGGAGGAGCUGACCACCCCACUACACGUGGCAGCUAGCCGGGGCCACACGGAAGUCCUGCAGCUGCUGCUGAGGCGGCGGGCAAGGCCUGACAGUGCCCCUGGGGGCCGCACCGCCCUGCACGAAGCCUGUGCUGCGGGCCAUGCGGCCUGCGUCCAUGUGCUGCUGGUGGCCGGAGCCGACCCCAACAUCCCCGACCAGGACGGAAAACUCCCCUUGCACCUCUGCCAGGGGGCCGGCACCCUUGAGUGCGCAGAACUGCUCCUGAGGUUUGGGGCGAAAGUGGAUGGUCGGUCUGAGGAGGAGGAGGAGACCCCUUUGCAUGUGGCUGCCCGGCUGGGCCACGUGGAGCUGGCAGGCCUGCUUCUGAGACGGGGGGCCUGCCCUAAUGCCCGCAAUGCCGAAGGCUGGACCCCACUGCUGGCCGCCUGUGACAUCCGCUGCACGUCCCCCACCGAUGCUGAGGCCACCACCGCUCGCUGCGUCCAGCUGUGCCGUUUGUUGCUCUCGGCCGGAGCCGAUGCCGAUGCUGCUGACCAGGAUAAGCGGCGGCCCCUGCACCUGGCCUGUCGCCGUGGCCACGCAGCCGUCGUGGAGCUGCUCCUGUCAUGCGGCGUCAGCGCCAACACCAUGGACUAUGGGGGCCACACAGCCCUUCACUGUGCUCUGCAAGGCCCACCUGCGGCCCUGGCCCAGAGCCCAGAGCACACAGUGCGAGCCCUGCUCAACCAUGGUGCUGUCCGCGUCUGGCCUGGGGCCCUCCCCAAGGUACUGGAGCGCUGGUGCACAUCUCCGAGGACUAUCGAGGUCCUGAUGAACACCUACAGUAUCAUGCAGCUUCCUGAGGAGGCCAUGGCCCUGGUGCCUCUUGAAACUCUGCAGAAGCACCACCGUUUCUAUUCCUCCCUCUUCGCCUUGGUGAGACAGCCCAGAUCACUGCAGCAUCUGAGCCGCUGUGCACUCCGUGCUCACCUGGCAGCCUGCCUGCCCCACGCCCUGCCCCGCCUUCCCCUGCCACCCCGCCUGCUCCGCUACCUGCAGCUGGAUUUUGAGGACGUGCUCUACUAGGUGUCCACUGCCUCUUGAGAGACCUGAAAGCAGAUGCCCCAGGGGGCUCCAGUCUGCUUCUCACAGCACCCCGAACCCAGGACUGUGUCAAAAUUAUCUGGAUCAAGGUGGUCUUGUCAGCAGGAGGUCCAACUCCACAGGCAGAUGUAGGUGCUGCCAUUCCCACCAGGGAGAGAGGCAGAUGGACCACGCAGCCAGGUGAUGUCUAAUGGCGAAACAGCUGGGACUCAUGGCAAGUGACACACUCCUCUUGGUCAUCUCCUGAGGCACCCCUUCAGCCCAU